UGGGCAUCGUCACUCCUGUUGAUAAAGACUUUUCCCCAGUCGCACUGUCAGUGUUGAGCUGAACUUAAGUUUUUUCAACUGAUUCUGAGACAGCCAGAUUACGACACCAUGACUUCUCCUGUCGGAAGACUCCUUGCUUGGACUUGUGGUUUUAGUCUCCUCCUGGGUUGCGUCUUACCGCUCACGUUCCCAGUUGGGGAAAAUGUCACUUUACCAUGCAGCUUUCCCCCUGAACAAGCACCUGACAUACGUCUAGUAUGCUGGGGUAGAGGAGUUUUGGUUUACGAGGAUGAGUGCACUGAUGAGAUGUUCCGGUCAGAUGGGAAAGUGAUUUUCACCAGACCGUCUGGGCGCUACAACUUCACAGGCAACAUUGCUGAGGGCGAUGCGGCAAUGACCAUCAUGGAUGUCAAUGAGGAUGACUCUGGAUAUUAUUUCUGUUUGUUGAAGGGCAUCGGUAUCUAUAAGUUGAUGAAGUGGGACGUGAAGAUAGAAGGACCCCCCAGAGAGGCCGUGGCCCCCUCCUCCAUCCAGACAGCACCAACUCCCACCAUGGCCACCACGCCCUCCACUGCCAACGAGACCAAGAGUGAGACAACAAUUGUGGUGGCUUCCACUGUGACACCCCUUGUUCUGGUGAUGCUGACUGUUGCCCUGGUUGCCACAUGGUACAUUAAAACACGGACAGGCGGAGUAAACUUGGUCGCGAGGGUAUGGAGCCUACUUCAGGAAAUGCGGAGAACACCCUGGACUGGUCGCGAGCCAAUGGCAGUUUAUAGCGUGCAGGCCAGUAACGGAAAGGGUGUGGAAUUCAUUAGGAUGCCGUAUGGUCCAUUCAAAGGGCCUUGAGUGAGCUCGAGCCUAUCCCUGCUGACUUUGGGCGAGAGGCGGAGGACACCCUGGUCUGACAUGCUAACCACUCGUCCACCGUGCUGCACCUAGAUGAAUCAUUACAAUCACUCGGUGGAGAAGCUGUGAUUUCGAUAUUAAAAUUGGGUUCUGUUUUUUUAAGUGAUCAUGAUAAAACCUACUCUUUGACAAGCACAAAAUGAUUUGAAAAUGAAUUUUCUUCAUUGAAGAAUAUUGUAUUAUUGCUGUGAUUUCCGGUUUUCUUUGAUGCUUAUCUCCUUUAUCGUGUAUUUUAUCUCC
Molecule: messenger RNA, 1149 nt
Organism: Dunckerocampus dactyliophorus (ringed pipefish)
Lineage: Eukaryota; Metazoa; Chordata; Actinopteri; Syngnathiformes; Syngnathidae
Product: hepatitis A virus cellular receptor 1 homolog
Exons: 8
Coding region: 109-849 (246 amino acids)
Source: RefSeq, a predicted model, not a curated record